AGCGCUUGCCAACAUUGACUGUCAAAUUAAUUAAAAAAAAAGUGACGUGGGUUAAAAAGUUUCGAUUAAUUAAGAUAUAAUUGAUCAAUGAUUCAUUGAGAAAUGCUAACGGAUUAAUCGUAACUGAACUAUUUCCAGCACAAUGGCAAACUUAAGCAGUAUUCUCGAAAAAUUGCGGCUGUGGCGAGAAAACAGCGAUCGUAAAAGUCGCAAAGUUGUAGAAUAUUGGAUCAAUGAACUCCAAUCAAAUGUUCAGAAGUUGGGAAAAGAAAAAGCUCUCAUUUUAGAGCAAGUUUGCAUAGCUGCUCUAGACUGUAGCGAAUUCAAUAUAGCUAAAAAAUGUCUCAAAGAAUUACAAAAAGAUUUUCCUAACAGUCUAAGAGUGAGAAAAUAUGAGGCCAUGUUUUAUGAAGCACAGGAAAAGUAUGAAGAGGCUAUUAAGAUCUUGGAUGAUAUAAUCAAAGUAGACGAGACUAAUAGUGGCGCCAAGAAACGUAAAAUUUCAAUUCUGAAAGCUCAAGGUAAAACCGUUGAGGCCAUCAAAGAACUGACGGAGUAUCUGAAAAUCUUUAUGGCUGAUGGUGAAGCUUGGCAAGAGCUAAGUGAACUUUACAUAACUGAGCAGGAUUUUCAAAAGGCCGCUUUUUGCGUUGAAGAAUUAAUUUUACACAACCCCCAUAACCACUUAUUGCAUCAACGUUACGCUGAUAUAAAAUACACCCAAGGUGGAUUGGAAAACAUUGAAUUAGCCCGUUCUUAUUACUGCCAAGCUAUCAAAUUGAACCCUAAAAACAUGAGGGCCCUUUAUGGCCUCUAUGUUGCAACUACUGCUAUUGCCACUUCACCAAAAUGUUCAUCCCAGAAAAAGAAAGAAGCACAGAAACUAUCAGAGUGGACAUUGAAUGAAAUUCAAACCCAGUACAAAAACUCGAAUAUUGAUUGUAUUGAGGAUAGGCUUGGCGCACUGCAAAUUAAUUAAGAUAGCAUUGUUAGGAUCAUAAGGAUCAAAGAAAUCAGGCAGUAAAAAUGCGUUUUCCCAAAUAUAUUAACAAAAAAUGAAA
Tribolium madens (black flour beetle) is the source of this 1061-nucleotide messenger RNA. Its product is annotated as ER membrane protein complex subunit 2-like. Gene Ontology annotation, biological process: protein folding in endoplasmic reticulum. Gene Ontology annotation, molecular function: protein binding. Bases 143 to 979 code for a protein of 278 amino acids. The record is from RefSeq and is a predicted model, not a curated record. The transcript has 5 exons. Gene Ontology annotation, cellular component: EMC complex. Lineage: Eukaryota; Metazoa; Arthropoda; Insecta; Coleoptera; Tenebrionidae.